Astyanax mexicanus (Mexican tetra) is the source of this 1281-nucleotide messenger RNA. RefSeq names its product vacuolar protein sorting 72 homolog a (gene vps72a). Gene Ontology annotation, cellular component: nucleus. Gene Ontology annotation, molecular function: ATP-dependent H2AZ histone chaperone activity. The transcript is spliced from 6 exons. Gene Ontology annotation, biological process: regulation of DNA-templated transcription; chromatin remodeling. NCBI's taxonomy places the organism in Eukaryota, Metazoa, Chordata, Actinopteri, Characiformes, Acestrorhamphidae. The record is from RefSeq and is a predicted model, not a curated record. The coding region runs from base 29 to 1120 and encodes 363 amino acids.
GUGUAAACAGUGUGAAUAGAGUGUAAAUAUGAGUUUAGCUCAGGGCAGAGAGCAGCGCUGCACUGCAGGAAACCGCAUGGGGAAAUUACUGGACGCGGAGGAAGAAGAUGAUUUCUAUAAAACUACAUACGGAGGAUUUAACGACGAGUCUGGUGAUGAUGAGUACAGGGGGGAUCACUCUGAUACUGAGGACGAGGUGGACAGUGAUUUUGAUAUUGAUGAGGGAGACGAGCCGGACAGUAACGAGGAGGACGACGCCCCCCGCAGGAAGAGCCGGGUGGUUACCAAGGCUUAUAAAGAGCCUGUAAAAGCAGUGAAGCCGAAGGUGAAGCGUCCGUCUGAAGAACCCAAGAGAACCGAGAGACUGAAGCCGGAGAAACGUUCUCACCAGGACCUGCAGGAGUACGGAGAACUUCGUAAGUCUGUGAGGAAGUCCACUAGUGAACACACGAGGAAAACGUUCGAGCGUCUGCAGGAGCGCCAGCAGGAGGCGCCGCGCCGCAGGAAAGCCAACACUGAACCAGUGCUGAGCCAGGAAGAACUGCUGAAAGAGGCUCAGAUCACAGCCCAGAGUAACCUGCAGUCUUUAGAGAACUACGAGCGUCUGGAGGCGGAUAAGAAGAAGCAGGUUCAUAAGAAGAGACGUUUUGAGGGACCGACGGUUCGCUAUCACUCUGUACUGAUGCCCCUCGCUACAGACGCCCUGCUGAAGGAGGAGAACGUGGACGUGGAGGGGCUGGAUCAGGACACGCCCCAGUCCAGCUCGUCCUCCGGGGCGGUGGGGACGAGGUCCCUGUGCUCCCGAACCUUCAUCACCUUCAGCGAUGACGAGGCCUUCAGGACCGCCUUCCCCCAGGUGUCCUCCCCUGACCCCGCCCUCCCCGUGCAGGAGGUGUGUCCUGUUACCCACAAGCCCGCGUUGUACCGCGACCCGGUGACCGACAUCCCGUACUCCGACUCCCGUGCCUUCCGCAUCAUCCGAGAGGCGUACCGGAAAUACAUCUCCGCCCACGGUUUCCCCGGCAACAGCGACUCCGCCCAAUCAGCAGGGGGCAGCAGUGCACCCGCCAAGACUCUCAAACCCAAAACACUGAUUAAACAGGGGCUGGUUACAGCGUAACACACACACUAUACACACACUAUAUACACACACACACACUGUACACACACACUAUACACUAUAUACACAAAUAACACACACACACACACUGUCCAGCAGGGGGCAGCACUCUGGAAGCAGCAGGACUGAUAAAUUAAGGGCUAAUAAAAUAUAAACUGUGA